AUGACCGGCUCCUGCCCCUGCUGGCCCGCCCGCAUCCGCGCCCGCCGUCGCACCGCCCCGUCACUUCACGACCUUGGCAAAACGCAUGUAGGCAAAAAGGGGUCCGCAAAGUCUUCUACCUCGUCGGUCAAGUCGACCACGAGGGUUCGAGGCGGUAGUAGUGGGGAUGUCGACGAGGAUGGGGAGAGGACGGAUGGCGGUGGGGAUGAGGAUUUGCUUGAGGUACCCUCCACCUACGCCAACUCCAUCAACACCACCCUCCCAUCAAGUUCUCUGCAACUAGCGCACAUUUAUGGCUACUCGUCGGAAGCGCAAAGAUCCAACAUCCAUCAUCUGUACCCACCAUCUCACCCGCGAGGGCUGGUAACCGUCCACCCCGCCGGGAACCAUCUAGUCAUAACAGCUGCUGCCGGGUCACCAAGUCGCACCGCACCGAUCCCAGAAACCCCAGACGUAUCCCAGCCACCUAUCGCCGCGGAUGCAAGCCCACACCCCUCCUACUUCCGGCACCACGUAAAAGCCAUAACUGCCAUAUGCAUCCACCCCGACGGCGGGAUCGGCGCGUCAGCCGAGCUGGGCCCGGCGCCGGUCGUCAAAGUAUGGGCUGUCGAAACCCCCGGCCAUCACGGUCCGUCAUCGGGGCGCAAAAUGACGAGAAUGUCGAUAUCGGUCGGGCAGAGGGCCGUGUCGCCCGAGCCAGGCACGCCAUUGGGGACGAGCUUCAGCGGGAAAGACCCUCGGGUGGGGUCUGACCAGCCGGACAGCGAGCUGCAGUUGACAGUGCUGGCGACCGCUGUCCUGCCGGAGCCCAUCCACAGCGUGUCCGCCAUGACGUUUGCAAAGGACGGGACCACGCUGGUGAUUGCGGGGAACAGGGAGGAUGAGGCGGAGGUGCUCGUGUACGAGUGGCGGAAACUUGCCCCGGGAACCCAUUCCGCCGCCGCCGCCGGGUCGGCCGCAGAGCACCGCGCCCCCGCCGCCCGCGCCGUGAUCCCCGCCCCCGUGUUUUCCCUCACGCUCAACCCCUGGUCGCGGCGGGAGUUCAUCGUCGGCGGGCUGCGGCAUCUCUCCUUCUGGACGAUCGACGCGCCGCUGUUGUCGCAGACCCUGACGUUGACGUCUAGACCGGCCGGGUGGGCCAGGGACGGGGAGCAACAUCACGGUGCCGCGACUGCUGCGUUGACGGUCCUGUGCGCGGCGUUCACGCUCGCGAAGGGGCAGAGGGUGCUUGCGGUCGGAACCGCGAACGGGGACGUGGUGUUUUGGAAAGGUGAUCGGAUCGAGAGCCAUUCUCGGGCGGUCCACAAGGGCCAAACCCUAACCCUCACACCCCUCCUCCACCCCACCCUGACCCUCCUCACCGGCGGCUCCGACCACACCCUCCUCCUCUUCAACGAUGUCCUCACGCCCAUCUCCACCCUCACCCUCGACUCCCCCGUCCGCGCCGUCGACGCCGGCGGCUUGGGCGGGGUGUGGUAUGGCUGGGGCGAGGCGAUGAAACGGCGGGCGAGCCGGGCGUUGGGGUUGACGCCUUUGGAGACGGGAUCGAAGGGGCUCGGGAGGGGUGGGGGGGAGAAGAAGAGGACGGGGGCGGGUGUGAGGGUUGGGUGUGGGGAUGGGAGCUUAUGGGUUGUGGAGAUUGGAGAGGAGGGGACGCUGAAUAAGAGUUUGCUGUCUGAGUCGCACGCAUCGCAAACGAAUCCCGGCGUAUGGGGUCUCGCCCCACACCCGACCAACCCGCGGCUUCUGCUGACGUGCGGGAAUGAUGGGUUCAUCCGGCAGUGGGCUGUCGAGGAGCGGAAACAGAUAACAAGCUGCAACCUCAAAAUGCCCCUCCGCUCCUGCACCUACGACCCCUCCGCCCGCCAGAUCGCCGUCGGGUCCGACCAAGGCACCAUCUUCAUCCUAACCCCGACGCUAACCUCCACCCUCUUCAUCAUCACCCAACGCCGCGACACCAUCCACGCGGUCUCCUACUCGCCCGACGGGCGCCUCUUCGCCGCGGCCACCCAGGAAGCCAUCAUCGACGUGUACAGCGUCGCCGGCGCCGACGGGAGCGGGUACCAGCGCGUGAUGUGUUGCCGCGGGCACUCGAAUUUCGUGUCGGCGCUGGACUGGAGUGUGGACUCGAAACGGUUGCAGAGCAAUAGUGGGAAUAGCGAGAUCAUGUUUUGGACGAUGGCAACGCACCCGCCGCCGCCGCCGACGCCCUUCGCCGAAGUCGACUGGGCCUCCGCCACAUGUCCGCUCUCGUGGGCGACAAAAGGCGUGUACGUGUCGGGGGAAACAGCGCUCUCCUCUCCCGCCGCCCCCACCAACCCCACCACGCCCGACGACUGGAAGAUCCAGCUCCGAGGCGUGCUGGACUCGGCCGAGGCGCGCGCGGACUUGUUUGCGAGCAAAGGGUGUGUGCUGGGGUUACGCGAUGUGGUAUGCACGGCCCGCGGCACGCCCCCCUCACCGGCACCCGACCCCGACAAGGUCGUGGUCAUGGGCACGACGCGCGGGGAUGUGCUGCUGUUGCGGUAUCCGGCCUGUGCCGAGGGGGCACCGGCGUAUACGUACACGGUGCACGCGGGCCCCGUCGGGCGCGUGGCGGUGUCUGUGGAUGGACGGUGGGUGUUCUCGACGGGCGCCGGGGACGGGUGUGUGUUGCAGCGGGUUUGGGGGACUAACGCAUAG
Molecule: messenger RNA, 2682 nt
Organism: Fimicolochytrium jonesii
Lineage: Eukaryota; Fungi; Chytridiomycota; Chytridiomycetes; Spizellomycetales; Powellomycetaceae
Product: WD40-repeat-containing domain protein
Exons: 11
Coding region: 1-2682 (893 amino acids)
Molecular function (GO): microtubule binding
Source: RefSeq, a predicted model, not a curated record